AUGCGUUCUUUUCUACAAACGAUGAAAAGGUGGCGUGAGGAACGCAAUCUCAUCAAGAACCCAGCGAAACAGGAUGAUCAAAAGGUCAAAGCGUCCAUUGUCGCCCUGCACCACGAAGAACGUGAGUUCAUCGACAACGUGGAGAAACGGAACAAUGAACAAGUGCAAGCACUCCUCGCCGCCUUACACAAGUUACAAUGUAACAUGGACCCGCUUAUAGCCGCUCAGGUGUACAACAGUCGUUUCUGUCCCCUUACUAGCCGGUUUCCAGAUGAACUCCUCCUCUGUAUUCUCGACUCUUUACACGACGAUGUCGUUACGUUGUCUUGUCUCCGGAUGGCUUCAAGAAAAUUUCUUUACAUCAUUGGCAAUCAACUGCUGCGGCAAGACCCAUUUUCCGAUCUAUAUCAUCCUAGCCUGCUCUCGGAGGUUCCAAAAGGCCUGUUUCGGCGGCUAAUACAGAGGGAUGGCCGGUGCACUGACUGCAGGCAAUGGAAUGAAACCUGUGACCCUCGAUACUCUGAUCGCUGCAAAUUCCGGCCGAGAAGACAACAGGGAUCGGUUGAGUUGUGCAACCAUAUUCAAAUCACUUGGGCCGCUAUCAAGGCCCAUAUUGAUGACUGGCGGCGGCAGCAGCACUAUCGAGGAGGAGACUGGCAAGCCUGUCUUGAUAGCUUCAGCAUCGAGUGUCACGAUGCCAGCCAUGACAUACGCUGUACAGCCUCAGAGCCACCAACCUGGCCUCGGGCCCGUCUCAGCACCAUGUAUAUUGACAGCACCAACCUAGACACUGUGGUCCCCAAUCUAGAAUGGACACCUCAUAGCCGUAUCGAUACAAUGGCCCUCACCGCCAAUGGCCGAAUACCUGCACCAGAGCUAAGGUUGUUAUUCCACAGGCUUCGAGGUUUAGGCCCUGCCAACGCUUUGUACCCUUUGUCCCGUUUUGGCGAUCCGCCUGAAAUGGCAUUUUUCGGUCCACUUUCCCAUCUUCGGCAUUUUGUUCACUACCAGACUGGAGAAAAUGAUCAAACAAGACCUCUUCCAACCUUGAUCCCAUCGAUUCACACAGAUAUGGGAUUACAGCCACAUGUUUCUUCUAUAAACAGUGGUCAUGGAAAGAAGCUAACCAUGAAACUACAUCCCUUGAGAAGUACUGGUGCUGCUUCCAUCUCCUCGUACUGUAUUGUACUUCGUUACGAGAGAGAUAUAGUAAUCUGCAAGGCGAGGGACCUGGCAGAUCCUACUGUUGAGAUCGUUCCCACCCACUGUAAGGCCAUUACUUGUGUCAAUUACUUCAAGAGGCACAAAGGCCGUCAUCGCUGCACAGGCUGGGAUUGCUUCUAG
Molecule: messenger RNA, 1344 nt
Organism: Bipolaris zeicola 26-R-13
Lineage: Eukaryota; Fungi; Ascomycota; Dothideomycetes; Pleosporales; Pleosporaceae
Exons: 2
Coding region: 1-1344 (447 amino acids)
Source: RefSeq, a predicted model, not a curated record